Messenger RNA from Aspergillus calidoustus, 1986 nucleotides. NCBI's taxonomy places the organism in Eukaryota, Fungi, Ascomycota, Eurotiomycetes, Eurotiales, Aspergillaceae. The record is from the annotation of a GenBank genome assembly.
AUGAGCGCCUUUCUGCGUGAUAACACGAAGGAUCUUUCAAAGGUCUACCCUGAAAAUGCAGAAACUCGCAUUAGUGAACUUUCAGGCCUGUUUGCCAUAACAUCUGCUCAGCUGCCGAUGGCACCUGAUCUCGUCCCCGUCCCAUCCUAUAAAGGUUGUCCUCCAGAUGGCCCUCUCAUCCCUCGUCUAACAGACCUAGCGAACUCCAAGUACACCCUAGAUGUAGCAAAGGACCUUAACGCAAGGCUCAACUCCACCGUCAAAGGUGAGAUCGAAGCCGGUUGGAUCUUUGAGAAUGUCUCGUUCUCUUUAGCUCUUGUUUCUCCCUACGGUCCAUCGGGGUCAGACGAUAAUGGCGUGAUGGAGGUCAAUGGCGAUACGCAGUAUCUGAUCGGCUCGGUAUCAAAGGUGUUUUCGGAUUUGAUGCUGCUCAAAUCUGGGGUUGACCUGCAGGCGCCUGUUACGGAUUUCCUGCCGCAAUUGAGCUCUCCCAGGUCGAGGAUUCGUUGGGAGGGCAUCACGCUGGAAAUGCUGGCUGACCACUUGGCUGGUAUAGCUCCUGCUGCUUUCUUUGAGUUCUACUUCCCCAACUCCUUCCACGAAAGCCUUGGGUUGCCGCACCUCAAGGAUUCCGAGUAUCCCAAAUGCGGAGAUUUGCGGCCGAAUGCGGGCUGUACUAGAGAAGCUUCCUCACGAAAGAACAAGUUGUUCCAAUCAACUCCAGCCCUCUCUACUCCCAGCUCUCGUGCACCCUAUACACUUUCUGCCUCGGAGAAUACACCGGCAAGAACUAUUCCCAGAAUCUCGAGGAAACAAUCUUACGAACCCCUGAGCCUCGGCAACUCCGGCGUCUCUCCUGGAGAUAUAGAGAAAGCAGCCAUUCCUCCAGGCGUAUCUGGAUGGGGAAGCGACUACGGUUUCAAUGCUCCCGGCCUUUACUCUACCAUUAACGAUAUGAGCAUCAUCCUCAGCUCCGUCCUAAACCACGAGAUCCUCGACACUCCAGCUGAUAUCCGCAAAUGGCUCAAGCCCUUGUCCACAAUCAGCCCCCUUAACACCCUCGUUGGACGACCCUGGGAGAUCCUCCGCACAACAGACCUCCUCCCUGGCAAGCACGCCCACACUGUGGACAUCUGUGCCAAAUCUGGCGGCGCCAUGGGGUAUAUGGCUCAAAUUGCGGUUACUGACCAGUACGGCGUCGGUCUCGCAGUCCUAACCGCCGGCCCUGUAGAUGCAAUGGGUAUCCUCUACCGUGCCGUCUUGGGUACAUUCGUUCCCGCCAUCGACGAGGAGGCACGUUCCCAGGCACGCCAACUCGCAGGGACCUGGACGUCGAAGCCAGGUAACAGAACUCAUGGAGCAGAGCGUAUCAGACUUAUACUUGACCUGGAUGACGGCACGGGCUUCAGACUCGCCUCCUUCACCCGAGGAAACGCUUCAAUGAUCGAGGCUAUCCAAUCAAUAUGGACAGCGGAAUACCUAGCCCUGGGAUUUGGAAUUCUCCCCGAUGAAUUGCGCGUGUACCCUACAGACCUCGAAACCCCAGUCUCAGCCUCUGAAGCCCAAGCUCCCCUCGCAGAAACCCACCAUCACCAUCACCACCUCGGCGCUCGAAGCCGCGACGAUGAAGACGACAAUAAUGAAGAGGGAGACAUCCAACUCGUCCGCCAGGAAUGGCGCAUCAACCUCGACAUCGUUCCUCUCGGCAGAAGCCUCAUGUCUGACCUUCCCGGCCAGAAUACGGCGACACAGUAUUGUGGCUCGUGGCAGACGGUGGACUGGAUGGCAUAUGGCGGGAUCAGUCUUGACAAAAUUGUGUUUGUGGUUGAUAAGAGGAGUGGGGAUGUGCUUGGGGUUGGAGUUCCGGCGUUUGGAGGGGGGUUGUUGACGAUGAGCCAACUCAUACUAAUCUUCCUUUCUUUCCGGGUCUACUUCCUUUGUGUAGUUGAUGGGUAUACCGAAAAUACUCGGCCGAGGUACAAUUAG